AUGUGUGCCAUCGGUUGUUUGCUCGCAUUAGCCGCGGCGAUCCUAAUUGUUGUAUAUCACACGAAUUGGCUUGAAAAUACUCUGGGAAAAUGCCAAAGUGCAGUCGAUAAUGCGAACACAGCGGGAAACAGCAGUACAGACAGACCUGGUGGUGGGUCGAUAGAACCUAGUGACCGCGACGUAAAUACAGAGAGACAACAAGCAGCACAGGAUCCAGAAAAACAAGAAUCUGAAGUUUCUCGGGUCCGAACACCUCCAUCCGCUCUAAAACGGCUCGAUGAUUUGUAUAAACAAGAAUUUACAGACAAACCACAACAGCUAGAACAACCAAAACCCCCAGACCAACCAAAAUCUCCAGAUACAUUAGGGGAACAAAGUCCAACUGUAACAGAAAGCCUAGAAGUUACCCGAACCACAAGAGUGACCGAUACAAAAGAGCCCUUGACAAUGGUAACCGAGAAGAGUAAUUUCGAGCGUGCUGGUAAUCAUCCUGAAGAAGAGCAGUACAUUUCACUGGAUAGCGCCAAUUUCAUCGAGGUCCACGAAACAACAUCUAAUGUUUAUACGGACACACAGACUAAUAAUUUGAGUGUAAAAGAAUUCGUAAAGGAAAAGCAGAGUAUGAGUAAAGUGUUGACGCUGCUAGAAGAAAUUUUAACAAAUAUGAGUGAAAAAAAAGCCAAAGAC
Molecule: messenger RNA, 687 nt
Organism: Iphiclides podalirius (scarce swallowtail)
Lineage: Eukaryota; Metazoa; Arthropoda; Insecta; Lepidoptera; Papilionidae
Source: the annotation of a GenBank genome assembly